AUGGCAGAUUUUUCUCAACCUUUUUUCUCUUUCAUUUUAUUCUCUUUUUUUCUUACCUCUAUUCUUUUGCCUUCUCUCUCUCUCCCCUCUAUUUUUUUCUUUUCUCUCUCCCCUCUGUUCGUUUGCCUUUUCUCUCUCCCCUCUGUUCGUUUGCCUUUUCUCUCUCCCCUCUGUUCGUUUGCCUUUUCUCUCUCCCCUCUGUUCGUUUGCCUUUUCUCUCUCCCCUCUGUUCGUUUGCCUUAUUUCUCUCUCUCCCCUCUGUUCGUUGGCCUUUUAUUCUCCCCUCUCUUUGCUCUUUUCUCUCUCCCCCUCUGUUGGCCUUUUUCUCUCUUCUUUGGCCUUUUUCUCUCUCUCUCUAUUCGUUGGCCUUAUUUCUCUCUCUCUCUCUAUUCGUUGGCCUUUUUUCUCUCUCUCUCUAUUCGUUGGCCUUUUUUCUCUCUCUCUCUAUUCGUUGGCCUUUUUCUCUCUCUCUCUAUUAGGUUGGCCUUUUUUCUCUCUCUCUCUAUUCGUUGGCCUUUUUUCUCUCUCUCUCUAUUCGUUGGCCUUUUUUCUCUCUCUCUCUAUUCGUUGGCCUUUUUUUCUCUCUCUCUAUUCGUUUUUCUCUCUCUCUAUUUUUUUUUUCUCUCUCUCUAUUCGUUGGCCUUUUCUCUCUCUAUUCGUUGGCCUUGUCUCUCUCUCUAUUCGUUGGCCUUGUCUCUCUCUCUAUUCGUUGGCCUUGUCUCUCUCUCUCUGGUGCUUGUCUCUCUCUCUAUUCGUGGCCUUGUCUCUCUCUCUCUUGGCCUUGUCUCUCUCUCUCUAUUCGUUGGCCUUGUCUCUCUCUCUUGGCCCUUGUCUCUCUCUCUCUCUAUUCGUUGGCCUUGUCUCUCUCUCUCUCUCUAUUCUAUUUGUCUCUCUUCUCUUCGUUUGCCUUGUCUCUCUCUAUUCGUUUGCCUUGUCUCUCUCUCUCCCUCUCCAUUCGUUUGCCUUGUCUCUCUCUCUCUCCCUAUUCGUUUUUGCCUUGUCUCUCUCUCCCUCUAUUCGUUUGCCUUGUCUCUCUCUCCCCUCUUCGUUUGCCUUGUCUCUCUCUCUCCCCCUCUUCGUUUGCCUUGUCUCUCUCUCCCCCUCUAUUCGUUUGCCUUGUCUCUCUGCCCCCUCUAUUCGUUUUGCCUUGUCUCUCUCUCUCCCCUAUUCGUUGGCCUUGUCUCUCUCUCUCCCCUCUAUUCGUUUGCCUUGUCUCUCUCUCUCCCCUCUAUUCGUUUGCCUUGUCUCUCUCUCCCUCUAUUCGUUUGCCUUGUCUCUCUCGCCCCUCUAUUCGUUUGCCUUGUCUCUCUCGCCCCUCUAUUCGUUUGCUUUCUCUCUCUCUCCCCUCUAUUCGCCUUGUCUCUCUCCCCUCUAUUCGUUUGCCUUGUCUCUCUCCCCUCUAUUCGUUGCCUUGUCUCUCUCUCUCCCCUCUAUUCGUUUACCUUGUCUCUCUCUUGUCCCUCUAUUCGUUUGCCUUGUCUCUCUCUCCCCUCUUUCGUUCCCUUGUCUCUCUCUCUCUUUCCUUCCCCCCUCUCUCUCCUCUUCUCUCUCUCCUCUCCCCUCUCUUUGCUGUCCCCCCUCUUUCUUCUCUCUCUUCUCCCGUCUUUCUCUCCCAAAUUUCUUUUUCUCCCCCUCUUCCUCUUUCUCUCUCUCUCUUCUCUCUUCUCUUCUUCUCUCUCUCUUUCCCUCUUUCUUCUCUCUCUCUCUCUUUCUUCUCUCUCUCUCUUCCCUCUCUUUCUUCUCUCUCUCUUCCCUCUCUUUCUCUCCCCUCUCUUUCUUCUUCUCUCCCCUCUCUUUCUUCUUCUCUCCCCUCUCUUUCUUCUUCUCUCCCCUCUCUUUCUUCUUCUCUCUCCCCUCUCUUUCUUCCCCUCUCUCUUCUUCUCCCCUCUUUCUUCUUCUCUCCCUCUCUUUCUCUCUCCCUCUUUCUUCUCUUCUCUCUCUCUCUCUCUCCCUCUUCUCUUUCCUCCCUUGUAUUUGUUUGCCCUAUCUUUCUCCUAUUCAUUACCCUGUUCUCUCUCUGCUUCUAAUCAUUUAACUUUUAUCUCUCCCCUCUAUUUCCCAUCUCCCUCUCCUCUGAAUUUGUUCACCUUUUUUCUCUUGAACCAGGUCUGCAGAGAGUACGGGCAAGGCAGAACCGGGUCUGCGGAGAGUACGGGCGAGGCAGAACCGGGUCUGCGGAGAGUACGGGCGAGGCAGAACCGGGUCUGCGGAGAGUACGGGCGAGGCCUAACCCGGUUCAUGGAGAGUACGGGCGAGCCUAACCGGGUUCAGAACCGGAGAGUACGGGCGAGGCCUAACCGGGUUAAUUUUUUGCACUUCUUUGAUUUUCUCUUCCCAUCAUCCCCUUGGUCUGUUUUUCUCUCUCUUUCACUCCCUCUCAUUUUCUCUCUCUACUCCUUCCCUGUGAUUUUUCUCUAUUUUCCUCUCUUUGAUUUUUCUCUCUCUAUUUCCCUGUCUCUCUUUGAUUUUUCUCUCUUUUCCCUGUCUCUUUUGAUUUUUCUCUCUAUUUCCCUGUCUCUCUUUUUUUUUCUCUCUCUAUUUCCCUGUCUCUUUUGA
This is a messenger RNA of Acanthosepion pharaonis, 2556 nucleotides long. NCBI's taxonomy places the organism in Eukaryota, Metazoa, Mollusca, Cephalopoda, Sepiida, Sepiidae. The record is from the annotation of a GenBank genome assembly.